AUGGGUGAUGGGGGGUUGGUGGCGCCCCUGGGCGGGGGUGGCAGGGGGGCUGGGCCGGGUCCAGGCGGAGCGCGGGAUGAGCUGCGGUGUGGCAGUGGUACGGUGCGGGGAGGUAGGCGGCGGAGCAGGUGGGGAGCGGAACGCGCGAAGGGCGGGUGGUCGCUAGGGGGUUCGGGGCGGGGUCGGUACCGUGGGGUUGGGGAUGGUCGAGCGGGUAGGCUGAGGUCGGGUGGGGGUGGGGGUCUGGUGGCGGGGCGGAGUCGAUAUGAGGGGGGUCCGACCGUCGUGUUACUCGGGCGGGGCGGUGGGGCGGAGGGAGAGUUUGCGGUUGGGGUCGCGCGGAGGGGAGUAGGGGCGAGUGGGCGGGAGGGGGGCCCGUUGCGGUGGGUGGGGGAGGGGGUGAGUGAGGCGACCGGGGGGAGGACUGGUGCGUGUCAGUGGGUGGGGAAUAAGGGGGGCGAGAGUGGGUGCGGGGGGUCUGCGGGGCGGGGGUUGGGGUCGUGGGAGGGAACGAGGGGGGUAUCGGGAGUCGGGGAGGCAGGUUGGGGGGGGGGGUGGCGGGGUGGGAAAGGCAGGAGCGCGAACGUGGGGUGGGAGAUAGGGGGCAGGUGGGGGGAAGCAGGGGAACAGGGGGGGAGAGGGGGGGGGCGGGUUACCCGGAAGCGGGGGGGUGGGGAGGUCGGGUGUGUUUUAACCCACACCUCCCCAGUGGGGUGUCUGGGUUGGGAGGUGGUGAGGGGGGAGGGUGGGGAGGGGUGGGGGGGGGAGGUGUGGGGGGGUGGGGUCGGGAGGGUGGGGGAGGAGGGGGGAGGAGGGAUUGGGCGGUGUUUUGAGGGACAGGGGCAGGGGGGCGGGUGGGGCGGGGGGUGUACUUUGCGGGGUCGUGGGCAGGGGGGUUGGGGUUGCUUUGAGGACGGGGCAGUGGGGUUGGGGGGUGCGCGGGGCGGGGGGGGGCUAUGGGUGAGUGCUGGGGGAGAGGGGGGGGGGGGCGGUAGUUUGGGGGGGGGGGGCAGACGGGGGGAGAUGCGUGGGGGGGGUGUGCGGUGGUUGUUUUGA
Messenger RNA from Knipowitschia caucasica, 1056 nucleotides. NCBI's taxonomy places the organism in Eukaryota, Metazoa, Chordata, Actinopteri, Gobiiformes, Gobiidae. The record is from the annotation of a GenBank genome assembly.